Molecule: messenger RNA, 2335 nt
Organism: Perca flavescens (yellow perch)
Lineage: Eukaryota; Metazoa; Chordata; Actinopteri; Perciformes; Percidae
Gene: plp1a
Product: proteolipid protein 1a
Exons: 7
Coding region: 309-1046 (245 amino acids)
Biological process (GO): central nervous system myelination; axon development
Cellular component (GO): myelin sheath; plasma membrane
Molecular function (GO): structural constituent of myelin sheath
Source: RefSeq, a predicted model, not a curated record
UUCCCUCUUCUGUAGGCCUAUUUGCAUAAGAAGUUGCAAGUUGCUCUCUCUAUAUGCGUCAACAAUAAACUGAGGAGCGUAAGAACCUUGACCUCCUCAUUAUUCUCCGCCUCGAAGUUCAUUGAAAAGCGACAUUGUUUCUCUAAGAUUGCACUUGCAGUCAUCAGCGGGUCUGUCCAUUGUUGGGGGAACAGAAAGAGAGUUGAGGUUGAUAUACGGGGGCCGGAGACCAGUUGCGCAUAUCAUCAGCAGACCAGCUGCAGUGCAGGCAGCAGUAGCCAACAAGUCCUGAACGCAUCCUUCCAGACAUGGGUUGCUAUGACUGCUGUAUGCGCUGUUUGGGUGGGGUGCCAUACUGCUCUCUGGUCGCCACACUGCUGUGUUUCUCUGGCAUUGCCCUCUUCUGCGGUUGUGGGCACCAGGCACUCACAGAGACAGAGAGACUCAUCGAGACUUACUUUGCCCGUAACCUUCAGGACUACAUCACCCUCGCCUACAUCAUCCAAUAUUUCCAGUAUGUCAUCUAUGGUUUGGCCUCCUUUUUCUUCCUCUACUGCAUCGUGCUGUUGGCCGAGGGCUUCUACACCACAAGCGCUGCCAAGCAAACCUUUGGAGAGUUCAGGAGCACCAUGUGUGGCCGAUGCCUCAGCUCCUCGUUUAUUGUGAUGACAUACAUACUGGCUGUGCUGUGGCUGUUGGUGUUUGCCUUCUCCGCCCUGCCUGUCUACUUCUUCUAUAACAUGGAUGCCACCUGCCACACCAUUGAUGUUCUGACCGAGACCCCAGCGAGUAUCAACCAGCUUUGUGUUGAUGCAAGACAAUACGGGCUCCUGCCAUGGAAUGCAGUGCCAGGCAAAGCUUGUGGUAUGACUCUGUCCACUGUUUGCAAGACCAGAGAGUACCGAAUGACCUAUGACCUCUACAUUGCUGCCUUCGCCGGUGCAGGCAUCACUCUCUUGGCUCUGCUGACCUAUACUGUGUCAACCACCUAUAACUUUGCGGUUCUUCGGUAUCUGGGGAGAAAGGGCAUAGGUGCACGGUGUUAGGCUCACCAGCUUCCUGUCUGCUCUAUCACUACUUCACCACCAACAUGGGGAUUUAAAGGGACUGCAACAAUUCUCUCCUCCCACAUCAUCUGCACAGAACCACCUCUGGUCACAGACUCUUAAAAAUGUUGUCUUUGUAUUUUUACUUCACUUGUUGGAAAGAAUAUUAUUGUUUAUUGUUUUAUGUGUGUGAGGUGCGUCUGCUGCAUGUACAUGCAGUGAGUCUUAAUCAGUAUUUCCUAUGCCAUGUCACCAAAAUAUUUGUAAAUUAUUCCUCUUGUUGCUUGCUGACGUUCGUGUCUAAAAUUCAUUUCUGCUUCCCGUCGCACUCAAAAUACAAAUAACACAGUAUUAAUAAAUUAACAUGUAAGAAAUAACCACCAAUCUGCGACACAUGUGCUGCUAGAAUGCAGCUGUUGCAGAGAAUAGGGAUUAUAGGUUACCAUGGCUGCCAUCCUUCACAUCUGGUCGCCAUGGUGGCAGACAAGCGCGCAUUUGCAGUCUCACGCUGACCUCAGGACUUUUCUCACGGGCUGGAGAAAAGCCUCAACAAUGGAGUCAUGCCUGUUUUAAAAGCUAGCCAAUAAGGAGCCAGUUGUUGGGGCCACCGGCGCUACGGGUCUCUGCUAAGGGUUAUAUUACAUGUCAAGGGAGAGGUUCGUCCAGACAAAGAGAGGGUUAGACCUCUCUAAAGCCUCAAUGCAGCUCUUCUGGGACAGCAACCACACACACACACACACACACACACACACACACAUCCACAUGCUGCUGCAUGACCCCCACCUCCCUCUCAAUAAUUGAAGUGAUGGAGUCAGACAGAGUGAGGGGGACUGAAGGAAUUUAAAAUGCAUUUUGAAUAGUUUCUUUCUGACAAAGGGACAUACUUGUUUAGUUUUGAUCUAGAAAGGUCUAAAAUCAUUUCUCAUAAUUUUGAGAUGGCAAAAGCACUAGGUGCUAACUUAUCGAGUGACCUCGUAUUAUUAGACUUUAAACACAUUGUUGAGGUGCGACUCCCCCCUGCUGUUAAUGCAUGACUGAGGUACUUUUAUAGAGAUAGGACAGCUUUGUUUUGUCUCUUAUUCUUUAGGAAUUUUGUUGUAGUUAUUGUAUAACACAUCUUUUUACUUACCGUAGCUGAAUUUACUACCACUUUUACACUUUGGGUAUUACUAACAAACACCUUUGCAGCAUAAUAGGUAGAUUAUUCCAUUUGGUGUAAGCUUUACCCAGCUCUGAGUGGUGGAUUUGUCAAAUGGCAGCUGGCUGUUUGAUGAUUUUUUUUUUUUUGU